AGCAGCCACAGGCAGGGGUGGACUGACAACUCAUGGGCCCCUGGGCAAUAGGGGAUCAUGGGGCCCCUGUGUCCUUGCCCAAACUCAAAAAAGCCUAUGAAAAAGGUACCAGGGGCAUCUCAAUGGGCCCCCUACUGACCCCGGCCCUCGGGCAGUGCCCGAGUUUCCAAAUGGUCAGUCCGCCCCUGCUCCUAGAGGAAUGCAAAGAGAAGGAGUAUCAGGAGGCGAGGUCAAUAUCACUGCCUGCAGGCAAUAUCACUGCCUGCAGGUACCCUGGGAUAUGUAAUCCUUAGAAAUUGAAAAUAA
This is a messenger RNA of Staurois parvus, 306 nucleotides long. The record is from the annotation of a GenBank genome assembly. Lineage: Eukaryota; Metazoa; Chordata; Amphibia; Anura; Ranidae.